Neomonachus schauinslandi (Hawaiian monk seal) is the source of this 546-nucleotide messenger RNA. RefSeq names its product eppin. Gene Ontology annotation, cellular component: extracellular region. Gene Ontology annotation, biological process: negative regulation of peptidase activity. The record is from RefSeq and is a predicted model, not a curated record. The transcript has 4 exons. Lineage: Eukaryota; Metazoa; Chordata; Mammalia; Carnivora; Phocidae. The coding region runs from base 1 to 546 and encodes 181 amino acids. Gene Ontology annotation, molecular function: serine-type endopeptidase inhibitor activity.
AUGGAGUCUUCUAGAUUUUUGAGCAUCCUGGUCUUAUGUACCCUUCUAGUGAAUGUCCAGGGACCUGGUCUGACUGACUGGAUCCUUCCCAGGAGAUGCCCCAGAAUCCGAGAGAAAUGUGAAUUCAGAGAAAGGGAUGUAUGUACAAAGGACAAACAGUGCCUGGACAACAGGAAGAAGUGUUGCAUCUUCAGCUGUGGAAAAAAAUGCUUAGACCUCCACCAAGACAUAUGCACCAUGCCCAAAGAACCUGGCCCUUGCAUGGCAUUUUUUCGUCGUUGGUGGUAUGAUAAGGAGAAGAAUACCUGCUCCAGUUUCAUCUAUGGUGGCUGCAAAGGAAACAACAACAAUUUCCAGUCCAAAGCCAUGUGCCAGAACAUGUGCCCCAGCAAUCAGAAGUGUCCCCGGACGAGAGUACCAUGUGGUUAUAGAGAAAUCGACCAGUGCGCGAAGAACAAACCAUGCCCCGGGAAGAUGAAGUGUUGCAAUUUUAACUGUGGAAAGAAAUGUUUAGACUUCAAUGAAGGUAACAUACAAACCCCCUGA